Molecule: messenger RNA, 945 nt
Organism: Chrysochloris asiatica (Cape golden mole)
Lineage: Eukaryota; Metazoa; Chordata; Mammalia; Afrosoricida; Chrysochloridae
Gene: ELOVL4
Product: ELOVL fatty acid elongase 4
Exons: 6
Coding region: 1-945 (314 amino acids)
Biological process (GO): fatty acid elongation, monounsaturated fatty acid; sphingolipid biosynthetic process; very long-chain fatty acid biosynthetic process
Cellular component (GO): endoplasmic reticulum membrane; endoplasmic reticulum
Molecular function (GO): fatty acid elongase activity
Source: RefSeq, a predicted model, not a curated record
AUGGGGCUCCUGUACUCGGAGCCGGGCAGUGUCUUGAACGUGAUGUCUACUGCACUCAACGACACCGUGGAGUUUUACCGCUGGACCUGGAGCAUCGCAGAUAAACGUGUAGAAGAUUGGCCUCUGAUGCAGUCUCCAUUGCCUACACUAAGUAUAAGUACCCUUUAUCUCCUAUUUGUGUGGCUGGGUCCAAAAUGGAUGAAGAACCGAGAACCUUUUCAGAUGCGCUUAGUGCUCAUUCUCUACAAUUUUGGGAUGGUUUUACUUAAUUUUUAUAUCUUCAGAGAGUUAUUCAUGGGAUCAUAUAAUGCAGGAUACAGCUAUGUUUGCCAGAGUGUGGAUUACUCAAAUAAUGUUCAUGAAGUCAGGAUAGCUGCUGCUUUGUGGUGGUACUUUGUAUCUAAAGGAGUUGAAUAUUUGGACACAGUAUUUUUUAUCCUAAGGAAGAAAAACAACCAAGUUUCUUUCCUUCAUGUUUAUCACCAUUGUACAAUGUUUACAUUGUGGUGGAUUGGAAUUAAGUGGGUGGCAGGGGGACAAGCAUUUUUUGGAGCCCAGCUGAAUUCCUUUAUUCAUGUGAUUAUGUAUUCAUACUAUGCACUGUCUGCUCUUGGCCCCUGGAUUCAGAAGUAUCUCUGGUGGAAACGCUAUCUGACCAUGUUGCAGCUGAUUCAGUUCCAUGUGACCAUUGGACACACAGCAUUAUCUCUUUGGAAUGAUUGUCCCUUCCCAAAGUGGAUGCAUUGGGCUCUGAUUGUCUAUGCCAUCAGCUUCAUAUUUCUCUUUCUUAACUUCUAUGUCCGGACAUACAAUGUGCCUAGGAAAUCAAAAACUGGAAAAACAGCUGUGAAUGGUAUUUCAGCAAAUGGUGUGAACAAAUCGGAAAAACAGUUAGUGAUAGAAAAUGGAAAAAAGCAGAAAAAUGGAAAAGCAAAAGGAGAGUAA